AUGGACAUGUUCAUUCCAAGAGGAUUUGCAAAGCACCUCCUCAGCUUGAGUCGCGCUGAAAUGCGUUCCAGAAUCGGCGCGGUUGACCACUGGACCAGUUGCUCUUCUCGCGUUGAAGCAUGGCAACAAGUGCACCAUGUGUUUCAAGUCCUUCCACCUACAGUACUUCGACGCAAACACCACUGCCGGCGAUGUGGCUCGUCGAUGUGCAGUCCGUGCACUGUGCUCUUGCGCUGCGUCGACCGGCCAACGAAUUCUCGAACCAACGACGCGACAGCAGCGGGCAAAGUUCUGCAAGUCGUGCUGGGUGCAGGCCAAGGUGGACACGAUACGACUCAAGGAGGAAGUGAAUGGAGACAGUCAAUCGAAACCAACAGCGCCGUGACGAGCGACACGGCGCACCCCGUCGCAUAUUUGGUUUCCCCUACCCGCAACGGCGACUACUUUUUCGUGACCAACAUGCACCGCUCUGUACCCAAUACCCGCACUAGCUAUCUCACAGUGUCGUAUGCACUGUCACCAAAACUUGACUCGACACCGUCCAACAGCCAGAUACUGUAUGCCCCCGAGAUCUCGAUGCUGUCGACCGACUUUUCUGAAUACAACUUGACGUCGCCACUGCAAGACCACUCCCCCCGUCAAUGGAGCCCCCCUUCCAAGCCACAUCAGAGCGACCACCUGUCACAAGUGCCAUCACAAUCGCCGGUGGAGAGGGAUCAGAGUCGCUCAUAA
Messenger RNA from Aphanomyces astaci, 732 nucleotides. RefSeq lists its product as hypothetical. The transcript is spliced from 5 exons. NCBI's taxonomy places the organism in Eukaryota, Oomycota, Saprolegniomycetes, Saprolegniales, Verrucalvaceae. The record is from RefSeq and is a predicted model, not a curated record. Bases 1 to 732 code for a protein of 243 amino acids.